AUCGCUUUUCAAGUGUAUAUGUACGCUUCGAUCAUGAUGCAGAACUUUGGUUUUAUAGAUAUCUGUUAAGAUGACAACAGAUCUUUUAACACUGAGUAUUAACUAGUUUUUAGUGGCAAAUGGUACAGAUGUGAACGUGACCAUUAUUGAGCUUCAAAUGAAAUUAUCAUGUAAAUGUGCACUGCUGAAUGCUGGGCUAGUGGGUGUGCUGAUCCUCAUCUUGAACAUUAUUUCCCCUCACAUAUUCGGCAAGGAGUCCCAGAUGUUGAACGGGCAGGAAACACUCAUGGACUUGUGGUACGUCCGACUGUUUGUCAACCUACUGGGCUAUGCUACGAUAUUCGUGCCCGGCUACAUCCUCAUACGCUACUUGCGGAAGGUACGCUUCGAUGAGACUGCAGGCCCAGGGUUCUGGCCGCAGCUGGCCAAGCUGUGUGUGUUUGGGAAGGAGAACGAAAAUCACCAUGAGAACAGCAUCGCAGGAGGCGACAAGGGAGGGGGCAAGAAGACGACUAACAACACGAGUCUCAGUCAGAGUGCCGGCUUGCUCCUGUUCUGCUUCGUGGGCCUUCAGGUCUCCUACCUGACAUGGGGACUACUGCAGGAGCGUAUGAUGACUUUUGAGUACAAGGCCACUGAUGAGGACAAGGGCGAAUUCUUCAAGAAUUCUCAGUUUCUCGUGUUAGUCAACAGGGUCCUUGCCUUAACGCUCGGAGUCUUUGUCCUGUUCGUGAAGCAGCAGCCCCAGCACACGGCACCGCUGUACAAAUACUCAUUCAGUUCGAUCUCCAACGUUCUCAGUAGUUGGUUUCAGUACGAGGCUCUGAAGUUUGUCAGCUUUCCCACUCAGGUGCUCGCAAAAGCGUCCAAAGUGAUACCCGUGAUGUUGAUGGGGAAGACUGUAUCUCAUAAAAAGUACGAGUAUCAUGAGUAUGCCACUGCUCUCAUGAUUUCUGUUGGGGUGGGACUGUUCUUAAUGACGAGUGGUGAUGCAACUCGUGGAAAAGAGAAGACUACGACGGUAGCUGGGGUGAUAUUGCUUGUUGGGUACAUUGUCUUUGAUAGUUUCACGUCGAACUGGCAAGGUGAACUGUUCAGUAAGUAUAAGAUGUCCUCUAUACAGAUGAUGGUGGGAGUGAAUAUGUUUUCAUGUCUUCUGACUAGUGUCUCCCUCAUUGAGCAAGGUGGGUUCCUCGAGUGCUUUGCGUUCAUGUUCACUUAUCCAAUAUUUAUGAGUCAUAUUAUUAUACUCAGCCUUUGUUCCGCUGUCGGACAGUUGUUUAUAUUCUACACCAUAGAAAAAUUUGGGGCCGUCACGUUCACAAUCAUCAUGACAUUGCGCCAAGCUUUUGCUAUUUUACUGUCCUGUAUAAUUUACGGACAUCCUCUAACAAUACUAGGGGUCUUUGGUGUUUCAAUUGUGUUUCUGGGUAUGUUUUUGAGAACCUAUGCAGAGCAGCGAGCAAAAGCAAUCAAAUUGGCAAGGGAAGCAAGUGAAAAGAGUUCGUCCAACGUGUAAAAUACUUACUUGUACCAAAAUACUUUGUGAUCAGCUUUACAUUGUUUUGUUUUUUUUAAUUAAUUUAUCAUAUAGUUUUUCCAAAUGUUGUUUUCAAGGCCAAGUAAAAUCUGGGUGCUUGUAAUGUAAAUUGCAUGUAAAAUCAUUUAGGAACAAAACUUUAUGGAAGUGUUUCACUUUUAAAGUAGAUUUUUAUAGUAAUUAACUAUUAUAUGUGGUUUAUCAUGUGCAGAUCAACUUACUUUUAGUGUGGUAUAUAUAUUUUUACACACCUAUUUUAAUUGUAUAUCAUUACAAUCAUAAAACCAA
Messenger RNA from Dreissena polymorpha, 1828 nucleotides. Its product is annotated as adenosine 3'-phospho 5'-phosphosulfate transporter 1-like. Gene Ontology annotation, biological process: transmembrane transport. The coding region runs from base 158 to 1519 and encodes 453 amino acids. The record is from RefSeq and is a predicted model, not a curated record. Gene Ontology annotation, cellular component: endoplasmic reticulum membrane; Golgi membrane. NCBI's taxonomy places the organism in Eukaryota, Metazoa, Mollusca, Bivalvia, Myida, Dreissenidae. Gene Ontology annotation, molecular function: 3'-phosphoadenosine 5'-phosphosulfate transmembrane transporter activity. The transcript is spliced from 3 exons.